This is a messenger RNA of Aspergillus oryzae RIB40, 468 nucleotides long. RefSeq lists its product as uncharacterized. The transcript is spliced from 2 exons. Lineage: Eukaryota; Fungi; Ascomycota; Eurotiomycetes; Eurotiales; Aspergillaceae. The record is from RefSeq and is a predicted model, not a curated record. The coding region runs from base 1 to 468 and encodes 155 amino acids.
AUGUUUAAGACCGAAUGGAGCUAUCCAGUGGAUAUAUGGAAUGUGGGCACUAUGAUUUGGGACCUCUUCGAAGGAAAACACAUGUUCUAUGGCAACGAUCCAGACGGGAAAGGAUAUUCUACCCGUGCGCACCUUGCGGAGGUGAUUGGCCUUCUAGGACCGCCACCGUUGGAUAUGUUAAAGCGCGGAAUACGGAUCAACGAGUUCUUCACUGAAGACGGUAUAUACUAUGUGGUUCUUGGAUCCACGAAGCGUCAGCAAGCGGCUUAUCAAUAUUCCAUAGGCCAAUGGAAACAAGAUAUCGAAAUACCAGAUCAAAGCCUAGAAAUGUCGGAAAAAUUCCUUAAUGGGAGAAACAAAGAGAUGUUUUUAACAUUCAUGAGGGUAACGUCGCAAUGGAAGCCAGAGGAUGGAAAGACGGCCAGAGAACUUCUUGAGGACCCUUGGCUCAAUGACCGACUAGACUAA